Xiphophorus couchianus (Monterrey platyfish) is the source of this 12341-nucleotide messenger RNA. It is a transcript of the gene hipk2, whose product is annotated as homeodomain interacting protein kinase 2. The transcript is spliced from 15 exons. Lineage: Eukaryota; Metazoa; Chordata; Actinopteri; Cyprinodontiformes; Poeciliidae. Gene Ontology annotation, molecular function: SMAD binding; transcription coactivator activity; protein tyrosine kinase activity. Gene Ontology annotation, cellular component: nucleus; cytoplasm; PML body. Gene Ontology annotation, biological process: positive regulation of transcription by RNA polymerase II; intrinsic apoptotic signaling pathway in response to DNA damage by p53 class mediator; peptidyl-serine phosphorylation. The record is from RefSeq and is a predicted model, not a curated record. Bases 389 to 4060 code for a protein of 1223 amino acids.
CCAAACUCGCUGCGCUCCGAUCACUGCUGCAACUUUUGCAGAGACUCCUCACUCCACAGACAUGUCGCACAAUAGCUGAAGUAAACCUGUCAUCGCGGCUCUCCAUUCGGGCCAAAUUACGCCGCAGGUGAGGAUCUACGGACGCGCAGCCCGGUCGCUCCUUGGCCGCUUUCCUCGCAUCGGACCCCGGCUUUUUUUUUCUUUUUUUUUUUCUUUAAACCGGCCUGGAUAUGAAUUAUGAGCAUUUUCUCCACUAAUGAACCGGGCCAGUGAUGCAGGAGACCGCGGCGACCCUCUCAUCAGUGUUUCAAGAUGGCAGAUUUUUAUUGAGUUUUGAUCAGAAAGCUCGCUUUAUUCUUUGCCAUGAAUAACAGGAAUCCUUGCACCGAUGGCCCCUGUAUACGAAGGUAUGGCCUCGCAAGUGCAAGUGUUCUCCCCUCACACUCUCCAGUCAAGUGCCUUCUUUAGCGUAAAGAAACUGAAGGUGGAGCAGAGCUGUAACUGGGAUAUGACAGGGUACGGCACGCAUAGCAAAGUCUACAACAGCAGCAAGAACGUGUCGGCCACUGGUGGCGCUCCUCUAGGCCUCAGCGGCUCCGCCCUGCCCUACGAGCAGACCCUGAUCUUCCCGGCCAGCGCUGGCCACAUCGUGGUCGCCUCGGCCAGCAGCACCUCGGGGGCCGUCGGCUCUCUGCUGGGCAGCAGCGGUGGAGACAGCAGCGGUGGUAGCGGCGGCGGCGGAGUCCACAACCUGACGCGGCGCAGCACGGUGAGCCUCCUGGACACCUACCAGCGAUGCGGGCUUAAGCGCAAGAGUGAAGAGCUUGACAACAACAGCAGCGUGCAGAUCAUUGAGGAGCACGGCCCAUCCAUGAUCCAGAACGGUGGAACCAGCGGAGCCACAGCGGCCACCGCCACCUCCACGGCGACAUCCAAGAACAGCGGCUCCAACAACGAGGGCGACUACCAGCUGGUGCAGCACGAGGUGCUCUGCUCCAUGACCAACACCUACGAAGUCUUGGAGUUCCUGGGGAGGGGAACCUUUGGCCAGGUGGUCAAGUGUUGGAAGAGGGGAACCAAUGAGAUAGUGGCCAUCAAGAUCCUAAAAAACCACCCAUCGUACGCGCGGCAGGGUCAGAUCGAGGUCAGCAUCCUGGCGCGCCUCAGCACAGAGAGCGCAGACGACUACAACUUUGUGAGAGCCUACGAGUGCUUCCAGCACAAGAACCACACGUGCCUGGUGUUUGAGAUGUUGGAGCAGAACCUGUAUGACUUCCUCAAGCAGAACAAGUUCAGCCCGCUGCCGCUCAAGUACAUCAGACCGGUGCUCCAGCAGGUCGCCACGGCGCUGAUGAAGCUGAAGAGCCUGGGGCUGAUCCACGCCGACCUGAAGCCGGAGAACAUCAUGCUGGUGGAUCCUUCGCGUCAGCCCUACAGGGUCAAAGUCAUUGACUUUGGUUCAGCCAGCCACGUGUCCAAAGCAGUGUGCUCCACCUACCUGCAGAGCAGAUACUACAGGGCUCCAGAGAUCAUCCUGGGCCUGCCGUUCUGUGAGGCCAUAGACAUGUGGUCGCUGGGUUGUGUAAUAGCUGAGCUGUUUCUGGGAUGGCCUCUCUACCCCGGAGCCUCCGAGUAUGACCAGAUUCGGUACAUCUCACAGACGCAGGGUCUUCCGGCAGAGUAUCUGUUGAGUGCAGGGACGAAGACCACCAGGUUCUUCAACAGAGAUCCAGAUUCCACCUAUCCCCUCUGGAGACUGAAGACUCCGGAAGACCACGAGGCUGAGACGGGGAUCAAGUCCAAGGAGGCUCGCAAGUAUAUCUUCAACUGCUUGGAUGAUAUGGCACAGGUGAACAUGACAUCAGACCUGGAAGGAAGCGACAUGCUGGCGGAAAAGGCAGACCGGAGGGAGUUCAUUGACCUGUUGACCAAGAUGCUGACUAUCGACGCUGACAAGAGGAUCACCCCCAUCGAAACGCUCAACCACUCCUUCGUUACCAUGUCGCAUCUCCUCGAUUACCCUCACAGCACCCACGUAAAGUCAUGCUUCCAAAACAUGGAGAUCUGCAAGCGUCGCGUCAACAUGUACGACACAGUCAACCAGAGCAAAACGCCCUUCAUCACCCAUGUGGCCCCCAGUACCUCCACCAACCUCACCAUGACCUUCAACAACCAGCUGAACACUGUGCACAGCCAGGCCACCAACCUGGCUCCCUCCUCCACCAACAAUGCCACCCUUUCCUUUGCCAGUCCUGACGUCUCCAUACUAAACUACCAAUCUGCACUCUACCAGCCCUCUGCCGCCUCCAUGGCGGCUGUGGCCCAGAGGAGCAUGCCGCUGCAGCCGGGUGCGCCGCAGCUCUGCGCCGCUCGGCCCGACCCCUUCCAGCAGGCGCUCAUCGUCUGCCCGCCGGGAUUCCAAGGUUUGCAGGCAUCCCCUUCCAAGCACACCAGUUACUCUGUGAGGAUGGAGAACGCGGUUCCCAUAGUGACGCAGGCUCCCGGUGCCCAACCUCUGCAGAUCCAACCUGGCCUCCUCACACAGCAGGCCUGGCCCAGCGGUACCCAGCAGAUCCUGCUGCCUCCAGCGUGGCAGCAGCUCACCCACACCUCCGUCCAGCAUGCCACCGUCAUCCCAGACUCCAUGGGCAGCACACAGACUCUCGCCAACUGGAGGAAUUCCCAUCCUCAUGGGAGCCAUUAUAAUCCCAUCAUGCAGCAGCCAGCCUUGCUGACUGGUCAUGUCACACUCCCAUCAAACCAGACUCUCAAUGUGGGCGUGGCUCAUGUCAUGAGGCAGUCAUCCAUCAAUAACAACUCCUCUUCCAAAAAGACCAAACAGCACCAGAUGUCGACCAGGAACGUGUCGACCUAUGAGGUGUCAUCCUCCCAGAUGGUGCUGUCGCCACAGCGAUCCAAGCGGGUGAAGGAGAACACGCCCCCUCGCUGCGCCGUGCUACAGAACGGGUCGGCGGCCCACUGCCCACCGGCACAGGGCUGCGCCGGAGGAGGGUGGGGCGCCAACGAAGCAGAACAGGCUUCAAGCACCACCCGCGACCAUCAGCACCAGCACCAUGUCCCCAGACAGACCAUCAUUAUCCCCGACACGCCCAGCCCCGCCGUCAGCAUCAUCACCAUCAGCAGCGACUCAGAGGACGACGACCAGAAGCAGAACAACGGCUCAUCUUCCAAGCACAGAAAGAACGUCAUCAGCUGUGUGACGGUCCAUGAUUCCCCAGAGUCAGACUGCUCCAGCCACAACAGCCCCUACAGCCUGGAGUCACGACCCCACAACCACAACAACAACAACAGCUAUGACACAAAAACCACCAUCCUGGACAACUACAACAAUGGGAACCCUCGCACAAUCAUCAUCCCUCCGCUGAAGACGCAGAACACUGAGGUGCCCAGCGAAUGUGAGCGGCUGAUGCCAGAUGGACUGAAUCAUCAGAAUAUAGCUUACAAGUUUAAAUCCUCCAAUGGAGUGACAGCGGGCAAUAAUCACAUACCAGGAGGCAUGGCCGGGGGCGUGGCCUAUCGACAGCAGCGCUCAGGACCACACCCACUUCAGCAGCAGCCACUCAAUCUCAGCCAGGCUCAGCAGCACAUGGUGGCUGAGCGAAAUGCAGGACACCGCCGGCAGCAGGCCUACAUCACCCCCAACAUCGCCGCUCAAGCCCCGUAUUCUUUCCAUCACAACAGCCCCUCCCACACGGGCGGCGUCCACCCGCACCUGGCCGCCACCCACCUGCCCAGCCAGCCCCACCUGUACACCUACACGGCCCCCGCCGCCCUGGGCUCCACCGGCACCGUGGCCCACCUGGUGGCGUCGCAGGGCUCGGCGCGCCACGCCGUCCAGCACGGGAGCUACCCCCCCAGCAUCGUCCACCAGGUCCCAGUCAGCGUGAGCCACCGCGUACUGCCGUCGCCCACAAUGCACCACAGCCAGUACCAGGCACAGUUCGCCCACCAGGCCUACAUCAGCGCCUCACCCGCCUCCACUGUCUACACUGGAUACCCACUGAGUCCCACCAAGGUCAACCAGUAUCCUUACCUCUAGAGACGAGCCGGACUGACACUGAAGGGGCCUGACCCCCGACCCAGCGAUGCUGCUUCCCGCACUGCAAAAACACAAAACCUCACCAAGAAUAUUUAGUCUAGGUUCUGGUGCAAAUAUAUAGUACUGUUGAAAUAAUACAAAAUACUUACAAGUAACUUUCUGUUGAAAUAAUACAAAACUUAAAAGUAACUUUUCAGCAUGAAAUAGGAGCUUGUUCAGUAAUUAAUUAAUAUUAUUGAUGUGAAAUUAUUGUAGGUAGAAUCUCCAAGUACUCAAGUAAGAGUAGCACCACUUCAACAAAUUUUUAUCCAAGUGAAAGUAAAAAGUAGUUGAGAAAUUACUCAAGUAAGAGUAGGAGAGUAUUUGGUAAUUGGUAAUAAAGCUACAUCAGUCAUUUAAUAUUUCAAAAUUACAUCAUCAGGCCGACAAAGUUAUGUGGAAUUUUAGGUAUUUUAAAGACCAAAAUAAAAAUAAUUCAUAUAACUAAUUAUAACAAAGUAACAAAAACAGGAAAAAAACACAUUUUUCCAAAUCAAUUCCUUUCAGUAAAUUUCAUAACUUAUGACCUUUUAACCAUAACUGCCAGUAUUUGUCUGGUGAAUUAUUAGCUGUUCUUGAUUCAGUGAAGUUACUCACACUGGGUUGGGUAUCCAGAAAUUUUACUCAAGUAAGAGUAAAAUUUACAAAAAGUAAAUGUUACUAGUUAUUACCCAACUCUGGUUAAUAUUGAUGAAAAUGAAGCUAUAAUUGAAAUAGUCUUCCAUUGGAACUAGACACUUUUCCUGUAUUAUAUUAUAAAUUAUAAUAUGAUAAAAGUAUUUUUUUCACUGUCAGAUUAUUUCACUUAUAACUAGUACUUUUUAUAUAAAUUAAGAAAUUAAGCUCCCAUACCUUGCUGAAAAGUUAGUUUUGUCUUAUUUCAGGUCUACUAAGAAAUUUGCACCAGUAACUGGAUCAUAAAUCUUGGUGAGAUUUUGUGUUUUUGCAGUGUUCAUCCUCCAUCCCAUCCUCUCCUCGACCUCAGACAUGAAAAGAGACAGAGGAACAUGCAACCCUCAUGAAGCUGUCAUGUGUAACUUGAAGAAGGAAUGACUGAACAGAAGGAAACGUGACUCAGAUCCUCUGGAGAAGAGAAAAAUGAUGCCGACUGUUUUUCUUCUUUUGACUAUUUUCCCCCCAGAAAAGGGCCAGUUCUGCUUUUGUUUCCCCUCCCUUUGCUUUCCUUUACAAAAGAAGCAACGUCUCAUUAGUUUUGUGGGGGAAGUUUCGAGGACAGCGGACAUUUUAAGAUUUAUUUAAUUUCUUUCCCCGCUCUCCUCUCCCAUCCCCCGCCUAAAUAUGUUUGGGACUGUUGAACAGGGGGGCGAUAUUGACUGGAAGUUUGAAUUCCCAAAAGCUUUGGGACUUGGUGAAAUACGGAAACCUGCUGCUCUUCAAAGAUAAAAAAAAUACUGAUGGCCUUGAACUGUCUUAGUAUUUCCAAAUCAGCGGAGGCGUGGGGUGAAAACGAAGAGAGGAAACCCCGCCCACUCCUCCUCCUCCAGCAGAGGAGGGAACUGGAAAUCUAACCAACAGAAGACAACAAAUCUUUUAGUGUAUUUAUAGAUAUUUUUUCCUUUGUUUUUUCCACCUUCAGUUUGAUCUAGGUGUCUUAGCUGGGCCCCGUGUAUAGAAUGUAGCAGUAUGCACCUGUUUUUAUUUCUUUUUUUAAUUCCCUUGAUACCAAUAGAGUUAUUUGUUAUUUUUUCUUCUUCAAUGUGAUUGCACAAAGUGGUUAUAAUAACAUAGGCAUGUACAACGUGAUUGUCUGUGUGCUACUGUCAGCCAUGUGUGUGUAGCUCAUCUCCACAGGAUCCUCCUCAAGUCUUUAGAUGUCGAUCGUCGUUCCCUCGUAGUGCCUUACAGAUUUACCGACACAGUUUACUCGGCUCGGGUCCCGAAAGCCGCGAGAGACUACGGCUAAACUUAGCGUGACGCGUUUUCCCCGGUUUCACAUCUUAAUUGGGACACUUGUAGGUUUCUUCCAGGUGUAGGUUCAGCCCUCGCUGUUUCACAACCAUAGCGUCCCGCAGAUGAUGAAGAUUAAUGUCAAAGCAGAAAUCACGCUGAGCUGUUUUUUUUUUUUAUUGUUAUUAUUCUGUGUGCAUGAGACCAUUUGUCUGGGGUACUUACCAAAGUCAGAGAUAAAGUCAUGUUACACUUCGUUCUGGAAAUUCAUGUAAAUAUAAUAGAUAGAUGUAGAGUGAAGCUGUCGCUGUUUUCCUCGUUUUCUGCUAAUCACGUGAGAAAACGUGCGUCUCAAUUCGGAAGCACAGACGUUAGCUCAGUUGUUUUGAGGUUACAGGACAAAGUUUGAGACAUAAUAGAGUUUUUGGUGCAUCUCAUGAAUUACAUUAUGACAAAAUGUUCAUAAAAACCUGAAAAAAAUUAUAUUUCAGUACUUUCUUUUUGUUAAUUUUAAUGAUUAUGGCUUGCAGCAAAUGAAACCCAAAAUUGAAUCUUUUAAAAAACUAGAAGGUACCAAAAAAUCUGACUUUUAAGAAAGAAACUUUAUACAUAAUUAUGGAGAAAACUGCUAUGAAUACUCACAACAAAAAGGGUAAAAUAUAGGUCAGAAAUUUUGCUGUUCCAAGCUUAUUCAUAGAAAACUCAGUGGAAGGGAAAAGUAUGGCUAAUCUAGCACAGUAAUACAGCAAUUAUUAAAACAGAUAUUUGUAGUAUACCCAUGUACUGUACAUGUCCUGUCAGAAAAUAAAACUAGACUAUAAAAAGCUAAAAAUGUGUAUUCUAUUUUCCUCCAGACUCUGGGAUGUUGAUUUUCAAAUGAAUCUCAAAUUUGCUUUAAAAAAAUUAUCUGAAAAGAUUAUGUUUUUAACCGGUCUUUUUCCUUCCACUCAACUUUCCACCAAUAUUCUUAUUGGCUGACUCUGUCAACGAGUCAGCCAUCUUUCCUUUGAUUUUGUGAGUUUCUAUUAGUCAUAAUCAUUACACUUUAGAGAAAUAAAUCACUAUUUUCUUCAACAAAUGCUAAUUUCUUGAGAUGCACCUGUAUUUUUCAAGGUUAAGAGCUAGUCUGAGAGAAGGGCCUGACAGAAAGUGAUUGUUGCCAUGAGGUAGUUCAACAGACAGAGCACAGAGGGAUGUUUGGAAGAGAAACCGAGUGGGGUGAAGGAAAGGGGCUGGUUGGAAGCUCCAUCUUUAAAGGGACUUAAAAUGGUUGCAAGUUGGCAAUGAGCAGGUUGAUAGUUACACUGAGCCGCGGCGGGUGCUGCCUCACCUGGCGGCGGGCGCUGCCUCACCUGGCGGUGGCGCUCCUGAGUAUCUGACAUAUUGUUUGUGAGCUCUGAUGAAGCGAGCACGGUGUUGGCGCCGGCGCUGCAGGGAGAGGGCGGACGGGAAACGGGACACGCAUGCACCUGGAAGGGGCGCCUUAUGGAUGUUUUCGUCAUUGCUGUCCAUUUGUCUUCAAUCCACGGAUAUCGCCAUGCCAACGGGGCGGGGAUGCCUGAACACUUAGAGAACCAAUAGGGCUGCCGCUUUGUGUGUUUGCUGCUUGAUUUUAUUUAGCCAAUAGUACAAAUAACCAUUUGCCCUAUUGAAUGAACAUGGGCACAUCAGAACUGCUGGUGGUCUAGUCAAAGCCUUCUGCCCUCCUCCUUGGUAUGCCAUAGUACUUGCAUUUGAAGUGAUUCUUUUUUCCUCUUUUUAACUUAUCUUCCUUUUCUUUUACAUGGCUGUAGUACUUGUGUUUAUUUUUUAGAGAUUGUUGCAAUAAUUCUUGUGGACGUUUUAUCAAAAUACAUGUGUGUGUUUUUAUGAUAUGUCGGGCUUAUUUGGGUUUUGUAACCUGGUGUACAGUGAUGUUUCGUACCGGGUGAAGGUGGGUGCACCUGUCUAAAGUGUUGCAACACUGCUGAGGGUAGAGAAGUGUGCAGGCUGAUGGUAAUCCACUGGGGCGCUUUCAGAAACCUGCUUUUGGGUAAUCCAUUACCAUUGGGUCCCAAUUGUAAUCCAUUGGGUAAUCCGCCCUCUGGAGUCGGCUUUCAUCCUGGUACUUUCCGCUCCCCGUUAACGCCUCGGGUCCAGGUACUUGAAGAUGUGAUUACAUGGUAUGUUGCUGAUUACAUCAGGCAUCUCUGUUGUGUUGUUUUCUGUUUCAUCUCCUUCGUUUCCUCUGGGUCGUUCAGGACUGAGCACACGUGCAUAACUUGGAGGAUUUCUGAAUCAAACUACUGAAACAUUCCACUGUUUUUGAGGGAAUAUCACAACUACUGUCCACACCCGUCAGCAUGGAGGCACCAAAGACUUUAACGAGAUCGACCAUGCACAGCACAGAACAAGCAAUCCUCCUCGUCAUUGCCAGAAUAUCCAGGCAAUAACUUCAAACGCUUCAUAAAGUGUGGAUUUCACUCUAUGAAACGCAUGUGUGUGAGGAUUUAACAUGCAUACAGCACAGGUGUUUCUUUGUGGACUUUUAGCUACGAUGCCAUGAUAAAGUAAUUACCCCCUUGUAGAUAUCUUUUUUUUUCUCCACACACUAAAAUAUUUUAAAAAAUAACAUGAACAGCUUUAAAGCUGUCCCAACCAACAUAUCAGCCACAUUUUUUUUGGCUCAUUUCACUAUCCAUCUCAUUGUGUAAUUAUAACCAGAAUAAGAAAUUAUUUUAAUAGAACCCAACUGACAGUAGUGGGGAAAAAUAUGUCAAAAUGGUCUCUAAGGGAGAGUUCAAGGUUAAAACCAUGAAGCCCCGUCUUAUAUUUACCAAAAACAAAAAAAGUAUUUUUGCUGUACUUCUACUGCAAAUAUCUUAGUCUACUUGGAAUAAGACAAAACUAACUUACCAAAUAUGGAAGCAGAUUGUUCCACUUAUGGGAAAAACAUCUUAUUAGUGAGACAGUCUGCCAAUGGAACUAGUACUUUUUCAUCAAUAUUAAGGAAUUAUUGACUUAAAAUAAGCUCCUAUAUCUUGGUGAAAAAUUCUUUGCACGUUUGUUUUGUGUUAUAUUCAAUGCAUUGAGAUAUUUGCAGUAGAAACUAGACAGAAAUUACUUGGUAAGAAUUUGUGUUUUUGCAGCGUGGAACCAUGACUUCUGUUUCCUAGCAGAAAAGCGUGUUUGUUAGCCCAGUUUAACUAGAUUUAUGAAGUGGGACGAUGAUCCAAAACACAGCAAAUCAACCUGUGAUUGGCUGGAGUGGCCUCAGUAACUGGACUUAAGUCCAAACUUAAGUCCAGUUGAGAUGUUGUGGCAGGUCGGUUUCCUGCAUGAUGACUGUUUAAGAGAGACUUCAGUGCGUAGGAAGUGGGAGGGGUCUAAUGGUCGAAAGUCAGUAAGAAAGUCGUUAGAUUUGAUGCUAGCCGCGUUUUGAAAAAAAGUUGCUGGAGGCAUCUGAAAAGUUGUAAAUAUAGCGACAAAGUUGAUAAGGUAGCAACAGACGUUCUUCUGUCGAGACCACACCCCUCCACUCAUGCCCGCUCUUGGCCACGCCCCUCACCGUACCUUAGCUCUGCCUGCUUUGGUGGAAUUUUUCCAAAAUCGUCAUGGGUCGGGGCUAAGCUUUCACAGAGGAGGUAGUUGCAUUUAAACAGAACUUUCAUGCACAAAUACCCUUCAAUUUGGCUCAAAUAAUUUCAUGUUCCCUUAAUAAAUGAUGUUUCAAAUCAUCUUUUGAAAACUUCUAUUUGUAUUUACUCAGGUUAUCUUUGAUAAUAAGAUAUUUCUGAUAAUCUGAAACAUUAAAAAACAAAAACAGAAUAAAAGGGGUAAAUACUUUUUCACAGCGCCGUAUCAAAACAUCUUUUUUCUGUUUUUAUUUUGAAUUCUUCCACACAUUUACCUGUUUAAACGAAGCCAGAAAUGAAUGAUCAUGCCUUUUCUCUCGUUGUUUUCUGUUUUGUAUUGUCGUUGUAGGAAAGCUAAUUUUGAAAGGUUUCAGAGUAGACCUGCAAAAAUGAAUAACCCAAAAUGUAUGAAGCAUACUUUUAAAGGUCAUGGUCAUCUGCACAAAACGAAUGUAACAUUAUGUGACCCAACCACGUCUGUCAUGGCUUUAGAUUUCUCAGUGGGUGAUUAUUUUAUUAAUUUGUGACCCAUGCAUGGCACAAUAACUAUACAACUGGUUUCCAUCAAAGCCCCACUAAAAACCAACAAUGUAAUGUUGCCUAUUAUCAUAAUUAGGAUAUAUAAAUGGUCUUAUUUUUCCAGAAUGAAACAACACUGUGGAACUCGAUUUGUAUGAUAUGUUUGUCUGUUUCACAUAACCAACAUUUUACGGAUUACUGAGGAAAAAGAGGGUCAGAAAAGUGAGCAUCAUCGUAGAUAGAGUGCCCUUAAAAUUACCAAAAUGUGCUUAAGUAGCGUUUAAAAAUGUUUGGUGUUGCUGAGGUGUGUACAGCCUUCCCAGAUAGCAAUGUUAAUGUUAACUACUGCCUUCCAAAUAACCAACGAUACCUCCAAAGCUUUAAAAGGUGACAUUUUAAUUAGUGGAAACUGAAACAAGGCAGCGUGUCCAUCUCUCUGUCGUCCUCCUGUCAAAAAGCGCUCAAACUUCCAGUCCUGCUUAUGGCGUUGCUCAUCCCGACAAACAUUCCCGACAGUGUUACUUGCAGCGCCGCAGCAGUCGUUCUGAAACGACUCGCAGCUCGUUAAAAACACACCUGCAACACCUGCGCUGUAGAAAUACCUGGCUGGAGCUGCAGCUGCUUCCCAAAGGUCAAAGGAGAUGAAGGCAGGUGAGCAGGUAGAUACGUUAUGUCACAGAGAAAUGCAUAAUGUAGUUACACAAACAUUUUCCAAACCCCUUUGGGUACAUGUUAUUAUUAUUAUUAUUAUUAUUAUUAUUUAACCAUUCUGUUAAUUGGAUCUAUUCCUUUCGCUGGUUAUUCCUCGGGGGAAUUCAGGGUUGGGUGGUCAUGGUUUGAUGCCUUCAUUGACUGAUUCAAAUUAAAUUUUUCAACACCUCCAGUUAUAAUUAUUGUGUAUAAAACUUGCUAAAGAGAAAUAACUGCUUACUUGAAGUAACGUAGGUCCUGAUUUUAUAACAGAAUUAUUGUACAUACUAUCUAUUGUUUUUUAUGAGGAAUCAUGUAACUUGAAUGUGCUAGUUAGAUUUGAAAAGUUUUGUUUUUUUUCGGUUUUAGUUUCUUUGGGAAAAUAUUCAACUUACAUCAGAAAUCAGAGCGGUACCGAAUUUAAUUUUGUUUUCUGGGGACUACUACACUUAAAAAAAUUUAAAAAUAUGUUUCAGACUCUUUGGUAGAAGUAGAGAUGAUUUGAUUCUAACAGAAAAUGUAAUUUAAUAUAUAAGAUUUUUCUUAUCUAUGCAUAAAACUUGUGUUUGUAAUCUUUAUCAGAUGUUUUUUUAUUCUAAAAAAAGUUAGGAAAAUACCUGCUGUUGUGUCUGUGGACUGAAAGUAAUGAAAGUUCUUAGUUUUGAUGCGUUUAAUAAUUUUUUUGUGUGAAGGAAGAAAUUGGCCGAUUCAAAUAUUCCCUAGAAACUAUGAAUGGUAAAUAAUAAGUUAACAUUUAAAGGACCGAGAAUAAGAGCGCAUCAAACCCUGACCCCCUUUUUUGCGUCUAUUGCUGUAUGGUUUCUCAAUGUUGUGAUAUUUAAUUCUUUGUCAAUGAAGCUAACGUGUGCUGCAGUAUUUCCUAGUAUACAUCUCUGUUGAUGGUCUUUUCUUAAUUAGUUUUAUCGGGGAGUGAUGUCUCUUUAUUUCAAUUUGUUAUUGUAGCGUUUUAUGUAUACCCUGUUCCUUAGCCUAAUAUUAUCAAGUAUGUUAUGAGAAUGGAUAUUUUACUGGCUUUAUAGAAUGUUUUAAAAUAAAUAUAAUAUUGACAAUAAGAAAAAGAGGAUUAUUUAAACCUCCUAACACGUUGACUACAUGCUACUAAGCGCUUGUGUUUUUCCAUUAGGAUAUUGUGUGCUUCUCUUAAUCAUUUUCGUUGUAGAAAAAAUGAGUGAAUUUAUAUUAGGCUUUGAAAAACUAAUGACACAAUUGUAAAUUUUACAGGAGGACUUUUAUUAGACAAACAGCAUCAUCAGAUAGAAGAGAAUAGUAAUUUUAAUUGUCCUCCUUACUAACUGUAGGAUGAGAAGGGGCUCGCGUUGUGGUGAACUAUGUUCUAGCUUGUUAUUCACUGUUACUUUUGAUCAUUUUUUGGGUCUCAGAGGUGAAUCGAGUUAAUGAGAAUUUGUAAGCUCACAUAUGCAUAUUGUAUAUGUGUAGAAAUGUAAUCACACUUUGUCUUGGAUUAACAUUAAACUGUCAAGUCACGGCAA